Messenger RNA from Lingula anatina, 2206 nucleotides. RefSeq lists its product as uncharacterized. The record is from RefSeq and is a predicted model, not a curated record. NCBI's taxonomy places the organism in Eukaryota, Metazoa, Brachiopoda, Lingulata, Lingulida, Lingulidae.
UCGCUAGUGAAAUUCUAGCCGACUCUGAGAUUAGGGAAAUCAGACCGUAACCGCACCUCUUCUGUGCCCAUCUUGUCCACAGUGUUUGAUACCAGGUGUCGUGACUUGGGAACACCCUUGAUCAAGGCCUGGCAGGUGAUUGGAAAACGUGGUUGAAUUGAUUCCCAAAGGACCCCAAUUACAUGGAGGCGUAAAGGAACAAUUGAUUUUGUCUUUCACUACUCAGUCAUCGCGAUACCACGGGAACACAGAUUAUGGUCAGCGUGCAUAUAAAGCUAACUGGCCACAUUAACGCAGGUGCACAUUGUUCAAGAGGGACUCUGAAGGGAACCAGCACCACGCCAAUCACGACACAGCUUAACAGAACUUAAAGUUUCAAGUGAGACCUACAGCAAUAGGGAGAUACAACUAUUUCUAAGUUUUCGCUGAAAGUUUUUAAAUUGACAAUUGGCGUUAACGUCUGAAAUCACAUCUCUGUAGUUAGCCAAAGAGGAUAUACCGAAGACGACGAAAGGGUAUAUCCUAGCUUCCUUUUGUGACUGUUAGCGGUGUAUGAACAGUGAACUAUGAGAAUACGCCUGGAUCCUUGGGUAGUGAUACCCCUUGCGGUGGUGCUUGCAUGUCUCUUAUCACAUAAAACCGAUGCCAUUACAUUAGAUCAGCUUAUAGCGAGGGGUAUUCUUCCUCCAGAACUAGACAAAUGUAAAGGGCCUUGGAGAGUCCAUGGUUGUUUUGGAGGGAACGGCAAACGGACUCAGCCCGAGCCACGACCACAUCACAAUGAACUCCUUGCAAAACAGCUGAACUUAGCAGAAAUAGGAAUUCUUAAGAAAAUCUUGAAAGCGACAAGAACUGAACGUAUGGAUUUUUUGAACUCGGACAAAAUAAAUUCAAAAUCGCUAUCAAAGCAUCAGCAUGACAGACAAGCAGAGUAUAGAACAACCAGACUCCCCCUGUUACCGCUCCAAAGCAAUUCACACCUAACUCCCGAAAAAAUGUUCGACGGAAAUUUAAAAGAUAACCACAACAGAAUCAAUCUAACAGAGAUCUAUUUUCAACUAAAAAGAACCACGCUAAGAAGACUGUUUCAGAUGUUGCAGAGGAAAUGGAAUCCGUAGUACCAGGCAGUUUCGUGUGCGAUGGUUUCAACAACUGGCAUUGUAUCUUUCUGAAACCGCUGUCCUCGGCUAACCACGGAACCUGGCAAACAACGGGCUAGUUACUCAUCGUUAUCUGGGACACAGCGAUUUCCGAAAAUUAUCUAUGCCAGUCAGUGGAGAAUAUUCGUGAGAUUUCCGUCUCUGCUACAUCCCUCAUCUAAUCCACAUCCCAGUGCAGAUUACACCAUAAUUCAAUUGAAGAAACUGAGAAGCAUUCCUACUUUUUUCCAAGUUUAAUGAAGAUGACUUAUUUGCUACAAAACUACUUUAUAGUUGGCGUGGAACGUGGAUACGUCUCCUGGAAGUUAAGAUGGGAACUUAAUGCAAAUAGCCAUGUACAGUUUUUUCCAGAAAACGUGUUUUGAAGUACCAGUCUUGUAAAAGAGACAUCGAAACGUUUGUCUUGGAGUCUAGAAGAGAUAGCCUCCUAUUUGAAAGGAGUACUUCUAUUUCACACGGAAGAGGACGAUGAUACUAAGUAUUUUCAUAAUUAUUUAUUUUUUCAUGAAUUACAUUAUUAGGUAUUUAAUGCUGUGUAACAUGCCAUAUUCUAGUGCUCACAAAUAAUACAAUUACGUAAACUACUCAGUUAUAAUGACUUUUUGUACAAUCAGCGAAUGCUAGAUUGAACAAAAUGUAAUAGUGAUUUCAACGAACCAGGCGUGUUCUGUGGUCCAUCAUGCUCUUGUGCGAGACACACCGAAAGGUGAACGGUAAUUCAACCGCUUUUCUGACACCACAGCGUACAUAGAAUUAAAUAGAUAAUUGGCUUGUUGUGUCCAACACAGGUAAUGCUUAGAAAAAUCUGGUCAAAAACAUAAAUAGGUAAAAUGGGGAUUUCUUAAAUAACAUGGGAUGAUUUUUUAUACAUCUAUCCGUCAAAGUAGAUUAUUACAUUCGCUGACAUAAAUUAUUCAGUUCCCAUUAACAUCAGUCAAAGUAGUUUUAGAAAAAUUGCACUUCCUUCUUUCCAACUCGUUAAACCGAUCAAUUUGGUCCAGUGAUUUAACAAACUUAUAGUGAAUAAAAGCAAUUACAACUGUUUA